UAAACCUUUUAUAGCCCAAAUUAUUCAACAGCAAAAUUCAAACACAGAGAGCACUAAAAGUUGCAAAACAAUGGCUGAGUUAGAGAACCCAAAUCUGAUGCCAAAGCUCAUAACUUUUCUCUCUUCUCUUCUCCAAAAAGUGGCUGAUUCGAACGAUCUCAAUCGUCAACUCCAACCCCAGAAAAUCUCUGUUUUCCAUGGCCUAUCUCGACCAACCAUCUCAAUUCAAAGCUACCUAGAGAGAAUUUUCAAGUAUGCAAAUUGUAGCCCUUCCUGUUACAUUGUUGCAUAUGUUUAUCUUGAUCGAUUUGCUCAAAGCCAACCCGCUUUGCCCGUCAAUUCCUUCAACGUUCAUCGUCUGCUAAUCACAAGUGUCAUGGUGGCUGCAAAAUUCAUGGAUGAUAUUUACUACAACAAUGCAUACUAUGCAAAAGUUGGAGGAAUCAGCACAAUAGAAAUGAACUUUCUUGAAGUAGAUUUCCUAUUUGGUUUGGGCUUCAGAUUAAAUGUGACCCCCAACACCUUCCACAUCUACUGCUCCUACCUCCAAAGAGAGAUGAUGAUGCAACAACCUCCUCUUAAUCUAGCAGAGUCUUCUAUAAAUCUAGGAAAAUCACUCAAACUCCAUUUGUGCUUCAAUGAGGAUGAGCCCUCUCAUCAACAGCAACAAUUAGCUGUGUAAUUAAGCUUUAAAUGCACAUCUCAAAAAUUCAGUUAGAUAUAGAAGUAGUAACAUUGUCCUCUAUCUCAUUAAGCUUAUGAUUUUUGUGUACCAAACUUGCUUUUGAUGUUUUUUGGUUUUUCCUUUAUUGGACUUUGGAAUUGAAGUUAUUUUGGAAUGUACAUAUGGAAGUUUUCUCUUUACA
Molecule: messenger RNA, 866 nt
Organism: Quercus robur (English oak)
Lineage: Eukaryota; Viridiplantae; Streptophyta; Magnoliopsida; Fagales; Fagaceae
Product: cyclin-U4-1
Exons: 2
Coding region: 71-682 (203 amino acids)
Biological process (GO): regulation of cyclin-dependent protein serine/threonine kinase activity
Molecular function (GO): protein kinase binding
Source: RefSeq, a predicted model, not a curated record